Closterium sp. Naga37s-1 is the source of this 534-nucleotide messenger RNA. Lineage: Eukaryota; Viridiplantae; Streptophyta; Zygnematophyceae; Desmidiales; Closteriaceae. The record is from the annotation of a GenBank genome assembly.
CUGGAGGAGCUGGAGUUGGAGGCACUGGCGCGGGAGGCGUUGGAGCUGGUGGCACUGACGCUGGAGGCGCUGGAGCUGGAGGAGCUGGAGUUGGAGGCACUGGCACGGGAGGCGCUGGAGCUGGAGGAGCUGGAGCUGUUGACCUUGGAGGCACUGUGCGGCCGCGACCAGCAUCGUGAGCCUGCGUCUCGUCUUGCCUCCCCUGUUUGCACUGCUCCUCGCGCUCCUCGUUCGUGUCCUCCUCCGGUCCCCGGCACGCACGCUAUGGCACUCCGUCCUUCCUCUGUUCCACUGCGUGUUCCUCUGCCUGCUCCUCCUGAGUCCUCUCUUCCUGAGGUUCCUGACCCUGAGUCUGACCGCGCUCGUGCUGCCAGUCCCACGAUCUCUUGUCUCCUCGCCACUGUUGUCACUAACCCUUCUUUUGAGUCUGCUGCUGCGUGUGCCCUCGUUGUUGAGCUGCUUGACUUUUCUGCUGCCUGUCGUCUAGACUAUGCCACUGCUCUUGUUGCUGCGUCUGAGUCUGCCAGUCCAUGA